Capsella rubella is the source of this 933-nucleotide messenger RNA. RefSeq lists its product as uncharacterized. The record is from RefSeq and is a predicted model, not a curated record. NCBI's taxonomy places the organism in Eukaryota, Viridiplantae, Streptophyta, Magnoliopsida, Brassicales, Brassicaceae. Bases 1 to 933 code for a protein of 310 amino acids. The transcript is spliced from 3 exons.
AUGACGAAGAGCGAGAAGGAGUGGUUUGAAGACCAUAUGCAGUUCAAGCUCAUAUUCCACUUGAAAAAGGACCCAAACCACAAGGUUAUGGGAAUGUGGAUGCUCCUUCUUCGUACGGCUUGCAUAGAGAAAAAGAAGGAAGUUUGGUUCGUGGUAAACGGUGUCCCAAUCCGGUAUGGAUUGAGAGAGCAUCCUUUAAUGUCGGGUUUGGAUUGUCGUGUCUAUCCGGAGGGUUACAUGAACGCGGGAAGUGAAAGGUUCAAGAGGAAGCACUUCAGGAACCUUAGGACGGUAAGAUUGGAAGACGUCAAGGAAAAACUACAGACGAUGGUUCCGGAUCGUACUCAUGACAGGUUGAAGAUGAUGUUAUUGGCUUUUGAGGCAAUUCCUACACUUGGUAAUGAAUUCAUUGAAUUUAGGCCAGACGCGGACAUAGAGUGUCCCCGGAUGUGUAGGAGGACAUUCAAGAAAGGGGCGAUGAAAGGGUUUCCUCUCAAGAAGCUAAAUGACGUUCUCGGUCAAACUAAGGAUAUUGUCUCUAUCAUAGAAUCUACCGAUGAAGAAUCUCAACUGUUGGAAGAAAUCAUCGACGAAGGUCACAAAGAUGAUGAUGUGCAUGAUGUUGUGGUUGAGAGUUGGAUGAAGCUCAUUUCGAAAGGUAAGGGUGUGUUUUUCGAAGAGAUGUUCGAUGAAGAUGUGGUGGCCCGGUCAGAAAACGAAGAUGCCCUUCCUACACCGAGAAUAGCCUUCAAUAAUCUAGAGGCUCAGGUCAACACCCUCCAAGAAGAAGUGAGUUCGAAGUUUGAGAUCAUUUUCGAGAAGUUAGAUGGACUUGAGAAACGGUUUAAUGAAUUGGAAGCUUCCGUGAAGAGAACGGAAGAAGAUGAAGAAACAGCGGGGGGAGCAAAAGAAGACGAAGAAGAAGAAAGGUGA